GGAAAAGAUCAACUAACGUGCAGCGAUCAAAUCGAUGAAACCUCUUGCUAGCGUUGGAGAUGCGGUGGAUCGUGUCGGCUUUGAUUGUAACCUUGCCGCCGCCGCCGACGCCCACGCCUACAUGCGUUGGUGGCGGCUGGUGGACCGGCUUGUCUCUCGCUCUCGCUCUCACUCCUCGUUUUCUUGUGUGUAUUAAUAGCGAAAAGUUGGAGGACCGGCACAAGCAUCAGAAACCUAUUAAACAUGCUCAUCGCCAGAGGCUGUCGCAGUAAACCGAUCGAUGGAGGUGGAGGUAGUUCCGCUCAUCCGCGGUAGCUUCGAUCACUCUCCGCCCGCAUUCCCGCUCUCCAUGGACCUCGAUCCUCCCCAAUCCAGCCCGGAUUACGCCCCGGCGCAGUUCCGCCCCGCGGCGCCUCCGUCCUCGGAAGAAACUCGUGAGGGCCUCCGGAUGGAAACGGGCGAUGAUGGUUUGCUCUUCCCGGAGGACGUCCUCUCUCCGAACCCGCCGGAGUCGACGGCGGCGACGAGGCUUCAGAAGGUGUACAGGAGCUACCGCACCCGCCGCAGGUUAGCGGACUCCGCCGUCGUGGCCGAGGAGCUCUGGUGGCAGGCGAUAGACUUCGCUCGUCUCAACCGCAGCACGGUGUCGUUCUUCGAUCACAUGAAACCCGAGACGGCGAUCUCGCGGUGGAAUCGGAUUAGCUUGAAUGCUUCCAAGGUUGGUCGAGGAUUAUCCAAGAACGCCAAAGCUCUGAAACUGGCUUUUCAGCACUGGAUUGAAGCCAUUGAUCCAAGACAUCGAUAUGGGCAUAACUUGCACUUUUACUAUGAAGAAUGGUGUAAAAGUGAAGCUGGCGAGCCCUUCUUCUACUGGUUGGACAUUGGUGAUGGCAGAGAUUUGGACCUUAUAGAUCGUCCAAGAUCAUUACUUCGGAAACAAUGUGUCAAGUAUCUUGGUCCUCAAGAACGAGAGCAAUAUGAAUAUAUCCCACUGGAUGGUAAAAUUGUCCACAAACUUUCUGGAGUGCUUCUUGAUACCACCUCAGGAACCAAAGAAACAAAAUGGAUUUUUGUCAUGAGCACAUCCCGGAGACUGUAUGCUGGCCAGAAAAAGAAAGGAAUCUUUCACCAUUCCAGCUUUCUGGCCGGAGGAGCCACUAUAGCAGCUGGAAGAUUCACUGCAGAAAAUGGGAUACUGAAGUGUAUUUCAGCAUACAGUGGGCAUUACCGACCAACUCAGGAGAAUUUCAACAGCUUCUUAAGCUUUCUCAGAGAAAAAGGGGUUAAUCUGAAUGAAACUAAGAUAUCCUCGUCAUCAAAUGAUGAUUACUAUGUUGAAAAGAGACGGUCUCAGCUCGAAGAGAUGAUUGAAGCUAUGAAAGUUUCCAAAACACCAAAACUAGUUCUACCUACCGAAGUAAAGAAGAAUACAAAUGCAGAGGCAUCAGUGACUUCACAAGCUUCUAGCGGUGCUCAAACCUUAUGCGGUGGCCUUCAGAGUCCAAAAGCCGAUGUGCCGAAGAAGGUGAUAUUGGAGAGGCUCAAUUCGAAGAGGAAAGCAAGUUCUUACCAGUUGGGUCAUCAGCUUUCUUCAAAAUGGUGCAGCGGCGCUGGUCCAAGAAUUGGAUGCGUUGCAGAUUAUCCAUUUGAAGUCAGAGUACAAGCUCUGGAGUUUGUAAACCUUUCACCCAGGAUGACCUCCCCCCAUCAAAAUCCUAGCAGCUCCCUCAAGCAUUAGUCAUUUUAGCCAGUUUAUGUAUUGUAUGACAUCAAUCCUUGUAUUGUUAUGCGAUAGAAAGCCUUGGAGUCACAGUACAGAUAACCAACAAUACCUUUCAGCUCAUGCUGAGUCGAUGAGAUAAGAUGUUCUUAUUCUUUGUAACAAUGCCUGUGUUGCAAUGA
Messenger RNA from Musa acuminata AAA Group (dessert banana), 1902 nucleotides. Its product is annotated as IQ domain-containing protein IQM3-like. Gene Ontology annotation, molecular function: protein binding. Lineage: Eukaryota; Viridiplantae; Streptophyta; Magnoliopsida; Zingiberales; Musaceae. The coding region runs from base 281 to 1738 and encodes 485 amino acids. The transcript is spliced from 9 exons. The record is from RefSeq and is a predicted model, not a curated record.